Molecule: messenger RNA, 639 nt
Organism: Vigna angularis (adzuki bean)
Lineage: Eukaryota; Viridiplantae; Streptophyta; Magnoliopsida; Fabales; Fabaceae
Exons: 2
Coding region: 1-639 (212 amino acids)
Source: RefSeq, a predicted model, not a curated record
AUGGCGCUCCAAUUGGCGGACAGGUCUCUUAAAUACCCGUAUGGGGUGGUUGAAGAUGUGUUGGUGAAGGUGGAAAAAUUUGUAUUUCUAGUGGAUUUUGUCAUAAUGGCGAUGGAGGAGAUGGGAGAUGUGCCUCUCAUUCUGGGGAGAGCAUUUAUGAAGACUGCUAGAGUUUUAAUGGCACACCCUAAGGUUGAUAAUCUUAAAGUAAGAAUGCAAGAUGAAGAGGUGAAUUUUGAUGUAUUCAAAGCCAUGACACACCCUAAGGUUGAUAAAGCAUGUUUCCAAUUUGAUAUGCUUGAUGAAGUUUGUAUGGUGCAAGAGAAGAUGGCAAUUUUCACGGAUCUCAUAGAAAAGUGUAUUGAAGUCUUCAUGGCUGAUUUUUCGGUGUUUGGAGAUUCUUUCCAAAGGUGUUUGGCGAAUCUGAAUAUUGUCCUUAAGAGAUGUGUUCAAAUAAAUCUUGUGCUUAAUUGGGAGAAAUGCCAUUUUAUGGUAACAGAAGGAAUUACGUUGGGUCACAAGAUUUCUGCUAGGAGGAUUGAAGUGGAUAAAGCCAAAGUGGAGGUCAUUGAGAAACUUCCACUGCCAACAAAUGUAAAGGGAAUUAGAAGUUUUUUAGGCCAUGCUGGGUUUUAUUGA